AUGUCUGCCCAGCAAGCCACCAAGGACAAGAAGCCCAAGGCCGAGGACGCUCCCGAGGCACCCAAGCCCGCCGAAAACGAGGAGAAGAACGACUCGGGCAACGAAGAGCAGCCCGGUUCCGGCUCCGGCUCCGGCUCCGGCUCCGGCUCUGAAGACGAGGGCAGCGAGGCGUCCGAGUCGGAAUCCGAGUCGGAACCCGAACCCGAACCGCCGAAGCCCAAGAAGAAGUCAUCGUCGUCGUCCAAAAAAUCGGCACCGCCGCCUCCUGCGCCCGCCAAGAAGAAGUCGUCGUCGUCGAGGAGGGAAAAGGAGGAGGCUGCGCGUCGUCGUCGUCGUCGUCGACAACAGGAGUACACGUCGGAAUCCGACGACGACGACUCGGGUCUUGGGCUCGUCGAUGAUCUGCCCGUUAGGCAGGUUGGCAAGCCGGUCGGAAAGGCGGUCGAUGCCGUCGGAGGUGCGGCCGAUAGCGUGGGCAAGACUGCUUCGGGCCUCGCGGGAGGAGGAGGCGGCGAUGACGAUAUGGGCGAUAAGCCGCUUCGCCUUCGUCUUGACCUCAACCUCGACGUACAGCUCGAACUCAAAGCUAAGGUCCAUGGCGACGUUACCCUCGCCCUGUUCACGUACACGACUUCGGAGCCGCCUCCGCCGCCGCCGGACGAACCAGACGACUUUGCAGGCCAACUCAUGUCGCUCCCGCAGCGCUACGCCCACCUCGACGCGUACGAGGACAAGGAUAUCACCGUCUCGCUCCGUAUCGUCGUGCGUGGCCAGCCGCGAAAGGAGAUUCUGCGCAUCGAGCUGUGA
Pseudozyma flocculosa PF-1 is the source of this 807-nucleotide messenger RNA. RefSeq lists its product as uncharacterized. The transcript has 2 exons. NCBI's taxonomy places the organism in Eukaryota, Fungi, Basidiomycota, Ustilaginomycetes, Ustilaginales, Ustilaginaceae. The record is from RefSeq and is a predicted model, not a curated record. The coding region runs from base 1 to 807 and encodes 268 amino acids.